AUGCCCUCACCAUUGAAAGACACAUUAGUGUUUGAACCUAUAAAAGUGGGAGAUGUCACUUUGUCCAACAGAAUUGUCUUGUGUCCAACCACCAGAUUCAGAGCUGCCAAAUCCCCCAAUGAAGAUCUGCAUCACUUGCCUUCAGAUUUGAUAUUGGAUCACUAUGCCCAAAGAGGUCAAUACCCGGGAACUUUAUUGGUAACAGAGGCUACUUACGUGAGUCCGCAAGCUGGUGGGUAUGAUGGUGUACCAGGAAUUUACACUGCUGAACAAACGAAAGCUUGGAAAAAAGUUGUUGAUGGUGUUCAUGCUAAAAGGAGUUUUAUUUCUUUGCAAGCUUGGUUUUUGGGUAGAGUGGGCGAUCCAAGGGUGUUGAAAAAGGAAGGACAAAAGUAUGUGUCUGUAAGUCCCAUUUAUCCGGAUGACAGAGCUAAACAUUUGUCAGAAAAGGCUGGUUUACCAUUGACUGAAUUGUCUAUUGAAGAUCUCAAGCAAAUAAUUCAUCAGGAUUAUGCUGUGGCUGCAAAGAAUGCAAUGGAAGCCGGAUUUGACUUCUUUGAAUUGCAUGGAGCUCAUGGGUACCUCUUGGAUACUUUUUUGCACGAGAAUACAAAUCAAAGAACUGACCAAUAUGGAGGCUCAAUUGAAAACAGAGCUCGCUUCAUCUUGGAAUUAAUUGACCAUUUGAGCACGGUCAUCCCACCUUCAAAAUUGGCCAUUAGGUUAUCCCCUUGGGCUGAAAUUCAAGGUGUUGUUGAAGAAACUAGUCCAAUUCCUCAAUUUUCAUACUUGUUAGCCCAAUUACAAAAACGCUCAGAUAAUGGAAAGGCGCUUGGAUAUGUUUCAGUUGUUGAACCAAGAGUUCAAGGUGUGGUUACUGUUUCCCAAGAAAGCAUUAAAGGAACUAACGAUUUUGUUGAAAGUGUUUGGAAAGGUGUGACUCUAAGGGCAGGAAACUAUACUUAUGAUGCACCUGAGUUUAAUCAAAUUAAAAAGGAUGUAUCAAAUGGUAGAACCUUGGUUGGAUUUUCGAGAUACUUUACAUCAAACCCGGAUUUGGUUUACAAGUUAAAGAACGAUCCUUCUAAAUUGGUCAAAUAUGAUAGGAAAUUGUUUUAUCAACCUUUCAAUUGGGGGUACAACACAUAUGAUGGGCAAACUUAUGAUGAAGAGAUUGAAAGAAAGAGAUAUGCACAUCCAAUAAAGAGAAGUGAAGCCAAUUUAUAA
This is a messenger RNA of Lodderomyces orthopsilosis Co 90-125, 1227 nucleotides long. RefSeq lists its product as uncharacterized. The coding region runs from base 1 to 1227 and encodes 408 amino acids. NCBI's taxonomy places the organism in Eukaryota, Fungi, Ascomycota, Pichiomycetes, Serinales, Debaryomycetaceae. The transcript has a single exon. Gene Ontology annotation, molecular function: FMN binding; NADPH dehydrogenase activity. The record is from RefSeq and is a predicted model, not a curated record.